Rhizophagus irregularis DAOM 181602=DAOM 197198 is the source of this 910-nucleotide messenger RNA. RefSeq lists its product as uncharacterized. Gene Ontology annotation, cellular component: nucleosome; nucleus. The record is from RefSeq and is a predicted model, not a curated record. Gene Ontology annotation, molecular function: structural constituent of chromatin; DNA binding; protein heterodimerization activity. NCBI's taxonomy places the organism in Eukaryota, Fungi, Glomeromycota, Glomeromycetes, Glomerales, Glomeraceae.
AUAGUGUGGUAAUUGACAACUGACUCCGAUAUCCGACGUCAUUUACGUCAUCUGCUCACUUUCUCACAUAUAUCCCUAUUUUUCCUUUUUCCAGCCAUUUUUUGGUGGUCUCUGAAUUUUUUUCCCAUCAUUAAGUAUAAAAAAAUACUUUUCAAAGAAAAUUUUCCAAUACUUUUAUAUUACAAAACUAUAAAAUAACCAACUCAUUAAUAACACGCUAACCUAUAAAAUAUGGCUCGUACUAAGCAAACUGCUCGUAAAAGUACCGGAGGAAAAGCUCCUAGGAAACAACUCGCUACGAAAGCUGCUCGUAAAUCUGCACCAGCUACAGGAGGAGUCAAAAAACCUCACCGUUACAGACCUGGUACUGUAGCUCUGCGUGAAAUCAGACGUUAUCAAAAGUCUACUGAACUUUUGAUCCGCAAGUUACCUUUCCAACGUCUUGUUCGUGAAAUUGCACAAGAUUUUAAAACGGACUUACGCUUCCAAUCUAGCGCUAUUGGUGCUCUUCAAGAAGCUGCAGAAGCAUACUUAGUGAGUCUUUUUGAAGAUACAAAUCUUGCAGCUAUUCAUGCUAAACGCGUUACUAUUCAACCUAAGGAUAUUCAAUUGGCCCGUCGUCUUCGUGGUGAACGCUCUUAAAUUUAUAAACCCUGAUAUUUGGAUGCUCAUGAUUUCUUGAUAUAUUCGUGUCAUUUUACUCUUUAUAGUAAUUUUUUACAAUUAAUUCGCAUAAGCUUAUUUUAGUAAUUUUUUUUUUACUUCUCGUAUAAAAUUAUACUUUGCUUUAUUUUUUUUACCCCUUUAAACAUAGACUGUUUCUUGGGAAUUAUAUUCUUUAUCUUUUGUUGUAUCAAUGUGUUAUAAAAUAAAAAAACAUGCAUCAUAGAUCUUGUUUCUGUGCGUGUAU